CUGCCGUAAAAUGCAAGCCUUGCGGAAGUACUGACGUGUUCGCGUCAGCUUGGUUGGAGUGACUGGCGACUAGCUGAGGUAGUGCCGGGUAGUGACACAGCGGCUAUAUCAGAAUGUCAGAAGGGGACAGCGCUGGGGAGUCAAUCCAUGGAAAACCAUCUGUAGUUGCUACAUUUUUCACACGGGUUGGACAGAUCUAUCAGUCAUGGCUAGACAAAUCAACGCCAUACUCUGCAGUGCGAUGGGCCUCCACACUUCUACUUACUGCGCUGUACAUGAUCAGAGUGUACAUACUACAGGGUUGGUAUAUAGUUACUUACGCCUUGGGAAUCUACCAUCUGAACCUGUUCAUUGCUUUUCUAUCACCAAAAGUGGAUCCUUCACUGCUUGACGAAGACGAGGGCCCCGCCCUUCCUACCAAGCAGAAUGAAGAGUUCCGUCCUUUCAUCAGGCGGUUGCCCGAGUUCAAAUUCUGGCAUUCAGCAACAAAAGGCAUCGUCAUUGCCAUGAUUUGCACAUUUUUCGAAGCCUUCAACGUGCCGGUGUUCUGGCCCAUACUUGUAUUGUACUUCAUCAUGCUCUUUUGCAUCACCAUGAAGAGGCAGAUCAAGCAUAUGAUCAAGUAUAGAUAUCUACCAUUCACGCAUGGGAAGAGGACAUACAAAGGCAAGGACGACACAGGGAAACCUUUUGCUAGUUAAAACUCCCCCUUCCCUUUGUCCUUGUAUGAAAAUUGCCAUUGACAGUCCACGGAGACAGACAUAGGGGCUCAGAUCUUUUUUUUUUGUAAGGGGACGGUUACAUGACAAGAAAAAAAAAAAAACAGACACAAUUUUGAUCCGCGUUUGACAGUGGCUGUAUGAGCCUCCUAACAACACAGAUCAAAAAUAGUCUGCAAGUGUUGCCUUUGUCCGCUAGGAUGGAUGGCGUCCGGGGGGUUCUCGAGAUGAUUCUCGUCCUAAAUUUAGAUUUGGCCAACAUUUGUUAGUAGUUAGUGAGCCUCGGUGCUGCCUUUUGCCUUUUAUAGCCUACUCGUUAUGGAAGUGGUCACCAAGAACCACAGUGAAAAACAUUUGCUCCAGCUUCAUAAAGUUUGCACACACCCCCCACCCCCAUGUUAGCCUUCCAUGAUUUUUGCUGAAUAUUUUGUGUCAGCAAGUUUGUUUGUUCCACGCGAUGAAAGUGAGUCGUGCCAAUUAUUGGUACGUGAUCAAUUUGAAAGACGGCACAAUUUUUCCAUCUGCGCUCAAAUAAUGCCCUCCUGCUCUGAAAUAAAUCAGACGGCCGUCCUCAGAGCUAAAUGUGGAUCGGUGGCAUUUCAUUCGAAUCAAAUUAUUUCAGUUGAUUGACGGAAGACUUGAAUUGACUAUUUUCAGGUCUUAAUACCCAUUGAUUUCUUGAUCGACGUGUUGGACGCUCACCCACCCGAGCUCCGUCAUUGGACGCACACAUAAGUGACACCAACACAUUUAAUUCCCCACUCAUGCCACUCAUCGCUCAAAUUUGUUCCGGGACGGCGCAUUUUGCUUGAAAGAGCAAGUCCUCGAAUUCGCUUUGCCUCAGAUCUGAACACCGACGAAAGACAGUACACCUCGCCUUCACAAGGGGCACCCCAAAGCAGUUUGUCACGAGCUCCGUUGGCUGUUUGACUCUAUUUUGGAUUCGUUGAAUAAUCAGCGACUCAAUUUGAUGGCCGAUUUGGAACGUGGCGAGGGCAACUCUCGGUGGGGCUCUGUCAGGCUUUCUGAGCGCUUGGGGAGUCUUUGGGAGAAGCAAAAUUCACUCUUGGGAGGAUUGCUGUUUCAAAAGCCUGCGUGCCAUUCAUUUAGAUGAGUUUAGAUUAGCUCUUGUACUCACUUCUAACUUGUUUGUUCUUCAUAAAACGUGACAGUCAUUCCAAGCAAACUGUUGUUUCUUUCUUUUGCAGAGGAAACAUAAGAAAACUGAAAUUGAGGGCUUUUAUUAUGUCAAAUGGAUGAAGUGGGUGACGAUCACUUUUUUUUUUUUGUUUCCUUUCUGGGGGGUGUCCCUGACAACUUUUUUUUUUUAAUCUGUCUAUAUAUCUUUUUUUUUUUUUUUUUUUCCAAAAUCCUGGAAACUUUUGCCCUUACUGAACUGAGAUCCACGCUGUCGUAAGGGAACACCACAAUAUUUCCUGUAAAAAGUGGCUUUCAAAGGGUUGUUGAAAAGAUUUGUACAUAUAUAUAUCUUGAAAUAAGACAUUUGAGAUUUAUUUUUGUUUUCUCCCCCUUUCAACCAAGAUCGCUAUUCAUUUGCUAGUGUUUAAAAUAAAUUUCAUCUGAAAUUGUUAAGAGCAGAACUGGUUAAUCUUGUUCUCGAUUUCAUGCAUUCAAUCUGUUUCUCAUGACUUGCAUGUUCUUGUUUUCUUGUGUAACUGUUCAAAAGUUGGUUUUAAUAACUUAAGUGUCAUUUUUUUUCCACUUCAAAUGCUAUUAAAAAGGAGAUGU
Hippocampus comes (tiger tail seahorse) is the source of this 2468-nucleotide messenger RNA. RefSeq names its product retention in endoplasmic reticulum sorting receptor 1 (gene rer1). Lineage: Eukaryota; Metazoa; Chordata; Actinopteri; Syngnathiformes; Syngnathidae. Gene Ontology annotation, cellular component: Golgi membrane. Gene Ontology annotation, biological process: retrograde vesicle-mediated transport, Golgi to endoplasmic reticulum; protein retention in ER lumen. The record is from RefSeq and is a predicted model, not a curated record. The transcript has 7 exons. Bases 114 to 701 code for a protein of 195 amino acids.